Messenger RNA from Hyphopichia burtonii NRRL Y-1933, 2142 nucleotides. RefSeq lists its product as uncharacterized. Gene Ontology annotation, biological process: DNA replication initiation. NCBI's taxonomy places the organism in Eukaryota, Fungi, Ascomycota, Pichiomycetes, Serinales, Debaryomycetaceae. Gene Ontology annotation, molecular function: chromatin binding. Bases 1 to 2142 code for a protein of 713 amino acids. The record is from RefSeq and is a predicted model, not a curated record. Gene Ontology annotation, cellular component: nucleolus. The transcript has a single exon.
AUGGCUAAAAGAAAGAAUAAUAAAGAAUUAGAGGCGAAGAGAAAGAAGGCAAAGCAAGAGCAAGACUCGCUUCUCUCUGCCGGAGUCUUCUCUACCCACGAUCAAAAUGAAUCAGAAGAAGAUAUCAAAGACUGGGAUAACGAAGAACAAGAUUAUGAAUUAAGACCUAGAUCCAUAAACAACGAGAAAAAAAUGGUGGAAGGGUUACCCAUCAAAACAUCGGAUGGUAGGAUUGAACGGGUUGUGAGAGAGGUCAACGAAGGAGAGCCCGAAGAAGAACCAGAAGAAGAGCCCGAACAAGAAGAAGAAGCUGAAAAGGAGGAAGAACCAGAAGAAGAUGAGGACUCCCAUUUGUCACCACAAGAAAAGCUCACCAAAUUAAAAGAAGAGAUUGCCAAUCUUGCAUCUAAAUUGAUAGAAGACCCAGAAGAAAAUAUAUCAUGUCUUACAAGAUUAAGAAAAAUGUCCGAAUCAAAUAAUGUAGUAACCUGUCAAUUAGCUAUAAUGGCAUUGAUACCAGUUUUCAAAUCAUUAGCACCAGGAUAUAGAAUAAGACCUUUGACUGAUGCAGAAAAACGUGAAAAAGUUAGUAAGGAAGUUGCUAGAUUAAGACAAUUCGAACAAAUAUUAAUUCAUAAUUAUAAGCAAUAUAUUGAUCAUUUGACUAAAUUAUCAAAAAUAUCCAAUUCAAAUUCUCAAAAUAAUAAAAAAAUUACUCCAAAUCAAAUAAAAUUAGGUCAAUUAUCCUCUAAAGCUGCCUGUGAAUUAUGUUCAUCUUCUUUACGUCAUUUUAAUUAUAGAGCAGAACUUUUCAAUAUAAUUAUUCGCCGUCUUAAUAAAAAACCAAAUGAUAAUAUCGAUUAUGAAAUAUUCACCAAAUGCAUUCAAAUUUUACAAACUACUUUAAUUGAUGAUGAACAACAUGGUGAUAUCACUUAUGAUAUCGUUAAAUUAUUAUCCAAAUCAAUUAAAGAUAAAAAAUUCAGAGUUGAUGAAUCAGUUAUUAACAUCUUCUUAUCGCUUUCCCUUUUACAUGAUUAUGACCCAAAUAAUAAUAAAGAUGAUCAAGAUAAAAAACCAAAAUUAAAGAAAAAGGAUAGAGUUCAUUUAUCUAAAAAAGAACGUAAAGCAAGAAAAGAACGUAAAGAAAUUGAUGAAGAAAUGAGGAAAGCUGAACAAGCAGUUACCGCUGAAGAACGGGAAAAAUUUCAAGCCCAAGUUUUAAAAAUGGUUUUAACUCUUUAUUUAGAAAUUUUAAAGGCCGGUAGUCAUACAGUUAAUAAUUCUACUGGUAGUUCAGGUAAAAAUGAUGCUACUCUUUUAAUGGCUGCUGUCUUGGAAGGUUUAUCCCGUUUUGGUCAAAUGGCUAAUUUUGAUUUAUUAGGUGAUUUCUUAGAAGUAUUGAGAGAAAUUAUGUCGGAUAUUUUAGAUGAACAUUCUCUUGCUAAUACUUCAAUUUUCGAUACUAACGAUAAUGACGAUGAAGAUGAUUAUGGUGGAAUGUAUACUGGUCAACAAAUAAGAACAGUUUUAUUAUGUAUUGCUACUUCAUUUGCUUUAAUCUUAAAUCAUUCAACUACUGGUAAAUUACCAAUGUCAAUCGAUCUUACUAGAUUCAUUAAUAGCUUAUACGUUAUUUUAGCUGACUUAUCUUUGGAUACUGAUUUAGAAUUAUCUCAUAAGUCUCUUAGAUUAGCAGAUCCAUUAUCUCCGUCUAAUUCAACAAAUAAGCCUUCAGUAAAUGUUUCAACAAAGGCUGAAUUACUUCUUCGAUGUUUAGAUUGCAUUUUUUUUAGAUCAAGAAAUGGAACUUUACCUCGUGCUACUUCUUUCACUAAAAGAUUAUACAUUUUAACUUUAAAUUCCCCUGAAAAAACUGCAUUGGCUAAUUUGAAAUUCGUUGGUAAAUUGAUGAGUAGAUACGGUGAAGGCUUUAAAGGUCUAUGGAAUACUGAAGAACGUAUUAGUGGUGAAGGCUCAUAUACCUUGGGUAUCGAAAGACCUAACGUUGAAGUUGAAUUAGAAAGAUGUAAUAGUGGUGCUGCUACAUUAUGGGAAAAUGUUUUAUUAGAUAAACAUUAUAGCCCAAUGGUUAAAGAUGGUUCAAGAUCUUUAAUGAAAAGUAGUAAACCUUCUAACUAG